This is a messenger RNA of Topomyia yanbarensis, 2528 nucleotides long. RefSeq lists its product as uncharacterized. The transcript has 5 exons. Lineage: Eukaryota; Metazoa; Arthropoda; Insecta; Diptera; Culicidae. The coding region runs from base 552 to 1391 and encodes 279 amino acids. The record is from RefSeq and is a predicted model, not a curated record.
AAAACAAAUUAGGUCUAUAAUUCAUCAUAAUUACGAAAUUGAUAAAGUAAUUAUCAAAUCGUUUUCAGCAAAUUAAGCACAUGACCGUAAAUGGAACUAGCUUUCGACCAGGUUUAGUUACUAAAUUUAAAACAGGUGUUGAAUAUAAUUAUGGUGUUGUGAACGGUAUCAUUGAAAGUAAUAACGAAUUCACAUUCAUAUUGCAAGAACUAAUGGUUCUCGAUUUUAGUGAUUCUCUAAACAGUUUUAGAGUUUGUCUAAGUGAAGUAAUUGUUAAAGUUCCUUUAGCAGAAAUUUUCACUAGAAAGUCUUAUAGUUUAUGGAGACUUCACGAUACUACUACAGAUUCUCUUUAUAUUAGUUUAAAGUAUGUCGAUGUAGUAUUAUUGAUUUUUUUUCAACAUUUUGCUCAAAAAUUCCAAACAAUUCACUCUUUAAAUCUCUUGAUUUAUUAUCACUUCGCUAUUAAAUACAGGCAGUUUUUUUCUGGAAAAAUGGAGGGAAAGGGCCUAAUCAUGAGCACACUGGUAUGAUCCAGACACAUUUACGUAAUGCAGCAAAGAAUCUCCCCCAAAGCGACCGGAAAUUUACACACAAGAUUAAAAAACCAAAUAUUACAAGUAUUUCAUCGAUUAUUUUGGAGCAAGCAAAAGAAUGUUCUCAGCUUGAAAGGAAUGCGGCCAAUUUCAACAAAAUAUCAAAAUAUAUGGCCGAUACUCAUGAACUGCAUGUAUUGCUCUUAUAUAACAAAAAAAUCCGUGCGGGAUAUACUAAAUGUAUUUCCUCACCUAAUGUCGUUCGAGGGUUUGCAAAUUGAAAAGGCAUUCGAAAAGCUCAAUCCUGGAUAUAACACCAAUUCUGAUUUACGACAAAUAUUCGCAAGAGGACUUUUGAUAGAAGACGACAAGCACAUGAAUGUUCAUGAUGAUUGUGUGCGAGGUUGUCUACGGAUCAUGGCUGCAUUGACAAGACGUGGCAUAAAACAGAAAUCAGCGCUGCAACAUAAAAAUGUGGAAGAUGAACUUGCCGCGCCAUUGAUCAUAUGGAUUGAGGAUACGAACGAGUCGUUGGGGAAUCUUUUGGCUAAAUACAUUGCAAUAAAUAUCGAGUCCGGUUCAUUUCCACCACCACAUGUUGUGUGUAAAACUGGAAAUUAUUACCUAUUCAUGGAAGGUGAACUCAUUGCAUGCGGAGAAGACUCUGUGCAGGCCAUUGACUGCCUUUUCAAAAGUUUCGCAGUAUUUGGGAUAGGUGUGCCGACAGCCCUGAAGAAGGUCCACGAAUUCGUUGAAAUAAUUGGUUAUAAGUUAAAAUUUUACAGCGCUAGACUUUCUGUUCGUCGUCUCACUGCAUCGUUUACGGAGUCAUUCAAAGUUGAGAAUAUAAUGUAAAUAUAAGCAGAGUUACAAAUAAUCGAAGCUCUAUUUUGACGGCUGAAAAUGAACCUGAUGCGACUCGCGGUGAAUAGAAAAAAUAUUCAUUCAAAUAUCCAUGUUAAUCAUUCAGUUGAAUAUCGUACAAUAUAUUCAUUUCACUAAUUAUCAAGGAAAAUGUUUUCAAAUGCCGGUAAAGCAUAUGAAACAACAAUCAUCAUCGCUUACAUUGUACCAGGGCCUACUUUGAUGCGUUUGAUUCGUUGCUGCACGGUCGCUUCAUGUAAUAAUCGGAGACGAAUGAAAAUCUGCAUGGAUGAAUGAGCGGUUUGUUCGUUUGACGUUUUCAGCUGCAUCACUGAAUAUUGAAAAUGAAUGUGGCUGAAUAUGAUCAAUUUUCAUUCAAUGAAUUUGAAUAUUUUUAACUCUGAAUAUAAGUAAAUAAAAUUAAACUUGUGCGUUUUUCUCGUAUUUUGAUUGUUUACCGUAAGGUAAAUUAUUAUGUAAUGUAACAUUCUUUUUAAUGAAAUAGCAGAACCAGAAACCCGUUUUCAGUGUUUUAAAUAAUGGGUAUUGUCAACCCAUUUUUCUGGAAAUAUUCUGUGAUCGAAAGUGAGUAAAAAAUACUCAGGUCGACGUACAGGGCAUGUCCCCAUUAAUGGGUAUAUGUACUUUACCCAUUAAACGGGUUAUUCCACUUUUAUUGGAAAUGAGUAUAUUUUCACCCAAAGGGGAAACUUAAUGGAAUUGCGCGCGGGGCUUUGCCGAUUUUUUAAAAAUCGUCGGUAAAAAAUUUCGAAAAAAGGAAAACAUACAAAACUCGAGCAUCGUCUAAGCUACAUUUUAGUAUUUUUUAUGUUGCAAAAUUUGGUGUUUUGUUAGAAUGGUGUACCGGCAAAGCUUUGAUUUUCAAAUUUCUCUUCUAUUUCCUAUGCAAGUACUACUUUUUAUUUACAUACAUUUGUUGAGAAUUUUAUAAGGAACAUUUCCACCGCUUACAUCACAUAGAAUCGAAACACCGUUUCGGAGAUAUGUACAUUUUGCCGUACAUCAAAUCAUAUUUAGAAAAAUCAUACUUGCGCCGCUGCGGAUUAAAAAUUUUACACUGUUGCCGUCAUUUUACCCAUGCUUGGUUGGUGUGCAAACGAAAUGAAA